Messenger RNA from Clonostachys rhizophaga, 1455 nucleotides. The record is from the annotation of a GenBank genome assembly. NCBI's taxonomy places the organism in Eukaryota, Fungi, Ascomycota, Sordariomycetes, Hypocreales, Bionectriaceae.
AUGGGUGUUCUCCUCACCCAGCCCAUCGAAGAGUCUGCCAAUGGCAGAUCUAUCAGCGCUCCAAUGUCAGAUUCUCCUUUCGGCAGCAUACCAUUCAUAGAUCCUGUCCGCCGAGCGAUCGUUGAGAGGCAGCUGACAAGGAAGCUGGACGCACGAUGCAGUCCCUUCGUCCUGAUCUACGUCACCAACUACCUAGAUAGGAACAGUAUACCAGCAUCACGUCUCAAAGGCCUUCAGGAUGAUCUUGGAUUAAGUGACACCCAAUAUGCGACUUGUCUAGGUAUCUUAUAUCUUGGGUAUAUCCUAAUGCAGGUCCCAUCCAAUAUAGUGAUCAACCGCAUUCAGCGGCCGUCAUUGUACAUUGCCUGUGUAGUGCUGAUUCGGGGACCUAUAUCAAUACUGUCUGGAAGUACGUACAACUUUUCUGGCAUGUUCUUUGUGCGAUUCUUUCUCGGGAUCGUUGAGGCAGCCUUACUUCCCGGUGUCCUCUUGAUCCUAUCCAAGUGGUAUACACGCCGCGAACUCACCACGAGGACUGCGAUCCUCUUCUCUGGCAACUUGAUCUCCAAUGCCUUCCCAGCACUCAUAGCCGCUGGUAUCUUUUCCAAUAUGCAAGUAGCAGUAUUUAUCCUACCUGAUUUACCCCAUAACUCAAGCGGUUUCACAGAGGAGGAGAGACAGGUUGCACUGCUGCGUAUUAUUGAGGAUGUUGGAGGGGCUGACAGGGACUUGAAAGAGGAGGGCAUCUUCCACGGAUUCAAUUUGGCCAUCAGGGAUGUCAAGAUCUACAUCAUGAUGGUUACUUUUACAGCCUACGUCGUUGGUCUUUCCUUCAAUGCUUUCUUUCCCACUCUGACUGCGACGUUGGGCUUUGGAUAUGUUCCUACCCUUUUGCUGAGUUCGGCACCAUGGGUGUUCUCCUGCGUUGUGUCAAUCGUCAAUGCCUGGCAUGCUGAUAGAACUCAAGAAAAGUUUUGGCACAUCUCCGGCCCGAUUAUCGUCGGCAUGGCCGGUUUCAUCAUUUGCAUGUCGACCCUCAAUGUGGCCGCGCGAUAUAUUGCCCUCUUUCUACAGACAAGCUCUUAUGCCGGCUUCAUCGUCUUCUUCUCUUGGAUCUCCUCGUCUUUUCCACGUCCGCCGGCCAAGCGCGCAGUAGCUAUCGCGAUCAUCAACGCCUUUAGCCAGUUGGGUAAUAUUGCGGGUUCUUAUGUGUGGCAGCUCGAGGCGGACGGCUUCCGCAAAAGCUAUGGGAUAGUGCUCUCCAUGUUUGGCACUACAGUUAUUGGAUGUUGGGUCUUCCGUAUGAUACUCAUCAAUUCGAACAAGAAGCUCGAGGCUCGUGAGUCAGCUUUGGAGAUGAGGCAGAGUAACGGGACAGAUACAAUUAAGGUGGAGGCUCUGGAUAAUGCGGUUGAGGCGCCCACGAUGAAGGGCAACUUUCGUUACUUGAUCUGA